Ogataea philodendri is the source of this 261-nucleotide messenger RNA. RefSeq lists its product as uncharacterized. Lineage: Eukaryota; Fungi; Ascomycota; Pichiomycetes; Pichiales; Pichiaceae. The record is from RefSeq and is a predicted model, not a curated record. The transcript has a single exon. The coding region runs from base 1 to 261 and encodes 86 amino acids.
AUGACCGGCAGGAAGUUGGACGAGCACGUUGCCUCAAACACGGCGCGCCACAUCAUCUUGUACCAGGCGCGAUCCUCGAACGCAAACGCCUCGCACGACGAGAUGAACAGGGGGAACACCAUGAUGGGCACAACAGACCCGGACGUUAUUUUGAUGCUAGAGAUGUGGCUUUUGAUGAUGGACGCCAGCUUAGUGGGUCUCAUAUGGGGCUUGAUUUGCGGGAACACCUUCUGCAGCAGCAGCAAGCUAGAGUGUCUAUGA